AUAAUUACUCCUAUCAACAGGAAAUAUAUUGUUAACGAAAUAUUAGUAUUAAUUUUAAUAAUAAAUAAUAAUAAUUAAAUAUAAAUUUUACCUUGUAUAGAAAGUUUAACUUGAAUAACUAAUAAUUUAUUUAUAAAAACUAUAAAUAAUAAGAAAAUAAAACGAGGCCUUGUAGUCCGAACAGUAAUUAGCGACUCAGUGAAUUUUGCUGGUUUAAACUUUGUUUAAUAAAUAAUAAAAUAUAAAUCCAGACAAUGGGUAUGCAAAACAAGAUGUCUGAUAGCAAUUCCGAAAUGAGGGCUACUGCUGCAAGAAUCUGUCGUGAUUAUCUUCAUGGUGUGUGGAAGCAUGUCAAUGCUGAUAACAUAGUAUUCAAGCACAUAAGCGGCGGACUGAGUAACUGGGUGUACAAUGUGCAAUUACCAGAAGGUACGACACCUCUGCGUGGAGAACCACGCCAAGUAUUACUCCGAAUUUAUGGACAAACCCACGGUGAACGUGCGAUGGAAAGUAUUAUUACUGAGUCUGUGAUUUUUACGUUGCUGUCUGAACGUAAACUUGGCCCGAAACUUCAUGGAGUCUUCCCGGGAGGCAGAAUUGAAGAGUACAUACCAGCACGUCCGUUGCUGACCAAAGAACUUGCUGAUCCUGAACUAAGUGCGAUGACUGCUGAAAAAAUGGCACUUUUACACAUGAUGCAAGUACCUAUUAACAAAGAACCUACCUGGUUAUGGGACACCAUGGCCAAGUGGCGCACUUCUGCUGAAGAAGUGUUGAAAAAUGUUGAAGAAGUUGAUACGCACUUGAUGAAACAUAUUGAGUACGUUAAGUCUAUUAAUUUCAGCGCAGAGAUCGCUUGGUUUAGAUCUUUAGUGUCACAACAAAAAUAUCCAAUAGUCUUUUGUCACAAUGACAUGCAAGAGGGUAAUAUAUUACUACGUCAAAAUACUCGUAAACGUGAAUUGGUAAUAAUUGAUUUUGAGUAUUGUUCGUACAAUUACCGAGGAUUUGACCUGGCUAAUCACUUCGUUGAGUGGCAGUAUGAUUACACAGCUGAGGAGUACCCGUUUUUCCAUGAGAGAAAAGGAGCUGGACCAACAGAUGAACAAAAGCUCCACUUUAUACGAAGUUACUUGAAGUCAACUGGCAAAGAAGGAACUACUGAAGAAAACCGUUUGAUGGAAGAAGUUAAAGUAUUUACACUUGCUUCUCAUCUGUUUUGGGGAUUAUGGAGUGUUGUUAAUGCUGGGCAUUCAAGUAUUCCAUUUGGUUAUUGGGAUUAUGCAGUAUGCAGAUGGACAAGUUACCAGCACUUGAAAGAAAAAAUAAAUGCUUCAAUAAACAAUGAAAGUCAACUACAAUGCGGAAUUAAAAGAAAAGAGGAUCACACGGACUGAAGAAAUAUAAAAUAUACGCGCAAAAAUGUCUAGGCUCUUAAUAUUCUUCUUAAGAGCCAAGAUCAAUUCGAUUGCUUGAAAGAUCAUGCGAUAAUCAGCAAUCGUUUUAAACAAGAUAAAACGAAUGACAUCUUUACUGAGCAUAGACCAUCGUUUUAAUUAUAAAAAUAAUAUAAAAACGAUGAUUUAAGUAUAUAACAUCAUAAUAAAGAGCUUAAGAAUGAGUAAAUAGAAAACAUCUACAUUUACAACGAGUUGGUUGAUAGCCUACGUCGUUAACGGAUAAAGAAGAAUUAUUUAUUAAUAAUAAUUAUUAUUAUUAUUCUUCUUACGUUUCCUGUUAUUUUUAAACCAACAAUGGAAUUUCAACCAAGUAUAAACAACGGAAUUUGAAUUAAGUAUACGAGUCGAUGACUUAUACCGAAAAAAAUGUUCUUUGUUAUGAUAUGGAUAAUAUUAAGUACGACUGAAUGACAAAUUAUUGUACUUAAUAAUGGCCGAGUGAUUAGUAUUUAAAAAGUUAUUUUUUUUUAAUA
This is a messenger RNA of Cotesia glomerata, 1933 nucleotides long. Its product is annotated as choline kinase alpha. The transcript has 6 exons. Gene Ontology annotation, cellular component: cytoplasm. Lineage: Eukaryota; Metazoa; Arthropoda; Insecta; Hymenoptera; Braconidae. Gene Ontology annotation, molecular function: choline kinase activity; ethanolamine kinase activity. Gene Ontology annotation, biological process: phosphatidylethanolamine biosynthetic process; CDP-choline pathway. The record is from RefSeq and is a predicted model, not a curated record. Bases 255 to 1397 code for a protein of 380 amino acids.